Messenger RNA from Papilio xuthus (Asian swallowtail), 4177 nucleotides. It is a transcript of the gene DCTN1-p150, whose product is annotated as dynactin subunit 1. Gene Ontology annotation, biological process: establishment of mitotic spindle orientation; nuclear migration. Gene Ontology annotation, cellular component: axon; kinetochore; spindle pole. The record is from RefSeq and is a predicted model, not a curated record. The coding region runs from base 192 to 4121 and encodes 1309 amino acids. The transcript has 32 exons. NCBI's taxonomy places the organism in Eukaryota, Metazoa, Arthropoda, Insecta, Lepidoptera, Papilionidae.
CUUGGCAAGAAAUUCGUGUUAUACUUUCGCAAAAAUUCAAUAAUCUUUGCAGAAUAAAAGCUAGAUAUUUUAUGUUAUUAACGCUAGUAUUAAAAUGUUUAUAUUCCAUUAUAUUUAGGCAACUUAACGGUUAAGAAUAAUAACAAUUAAUACGUCUUACGAAUAAGUAUUACGGUAUAUAAGAGUUAAUCAUGACGGAUAAAGUCUUAUCUCUUGGUCAGCGGGUUAUUCUCGUUGCUAAGGACGUAAAAGGGACUGUGGCGUAUGUUGGAUACCCGACUUUCGCUUCGGGAAGAUGGGUCGGAGUGAUACUGGAUGAACCUAAGGGAAAGAACAAUGGUACACUACGUGGUCAUGCUUAUUUUCGUUGUGAAGAGAAUUAUGGUGUGUUUGUACGUCCAACACAAAUACAACUUUUGGAUGGAGAUGAUAACCCUGUAGACAUGACAACAUCUACUGAGGAACCGUCUAUACUAAAAUCAUCUAGCAACCGUCGACUUAGCAGUAUAACAGUCGCGCAGAGAUCUAGGCCAACCACUGUGCGGAGGAAGGCGUCACCGGCUCAGACAAAGGCCGGUACAUUAUCAAUGUCGAGCUCCAGGACGUCUCUAGCGAGUAGUCGACAGUCUCUAACUUCGUAUACAUCACCGACAACUGAACGAGCGACGUCACCGGAUCUGACAAAGAGAGCGUCGUUUGUUGAGACUAAUUUCGUGGAGACGUUAACCCCUCAAUACACACCGGGUCAGAGCCUCACGUCUCCACAACCAGCUUCUAAUGCUGUGGAAGACAAGCUGGCGAACAUGCAAGCACAGCAAGAGAUAACAAAUCUCAAAUCCGAAGUGGAAGAUCUUAAAGAGAAGCUGGAGACGUUGAGAGUGAGACGCGCAGAAGAUAGGGAGAAGAUAAGAGAGUUGGAAAGACUGCGUCUACAAUUGGAUCAAGCGAAUGAGUUCAAGACCAAAAUAAUGGAGUCCAAAGCUCAAUUGCAGAGAGAUUUACAAAGAGCUAAACAAGAGGUCCGUGAAGCCCAGGAGGCUUUAGAAGCACAUAAUGAAGAAACAGCAGAACUCCAAGAGGCAGCAGAGAUGGCUGCACUGGAUAAGGAGAUGGCGGAAGAACGUGCUGAAGCUUUGCAGAUGGAACUGGAACAAUGCAGAGAUAAAUUAGAAGAGGCAACAUUGGAUUUGCAACUUAUGAGAGCUGAGAUGGAAGCUGGAGGGAAUAUACAACACCCGUAUGCAGUGGGCGAGGGUGCGACAGGGUACGAGAUGAGAGCCCUCCAGCAACAGAAUGUCAGGCUGAGAGAGACGCUGGUGCGUCUGCGCGAUCUCUCAGCCCAUGACAAACAUGCUAUGCAGAAAAUGCAUAAGGAUUUGGAACAGUAUAAAUCAGAAAUAGCAGAACUGAGUCGUACUAAAGAGAAGUUAUCAGCCAGAGUUGAGGAAUUGGAGGCUCAGGUAGCUGAUCUCAGGGAGCAGGUGGAUGCGGCACUUGGUGCUGAAGAGAUGGUGGAACAGCUUGCUGAGAAGAAGAUGGCUUUGGAAGACCAGGUGGAACAGCUGAAGCAGGACGUGUCAGAGUUGGAGGCGCUGCAGGAGGUGCAUGAGCAGCUGGUAGAGUCUAACAGGGAGCUAGAGAUGGAUCUGCGCGAGGAGUUGGAGAUGGCUCAUGCAGCUACCAGAGAGGCUGUACGUGAAAGAGAAGCAGCAAUGGAGACAAUAAUGGAUAGAGAUGCGACAAUUGUCAAGUUCCGGGAACUUGUUCAUAAGAUGACGGAACAAUACAAUGAUUUGAGAACACAAUUGGAUAACAAACAAGAAUCACCACCACGACCAGAACAACAAGAAUCCAGCCCAGAAGUCAGGGCCUCGCCCCCGGAGCUGGGGACAUUGGUGCAGGCGUCACGCGCCUCCACACGCUCGGUAGACCUGCAGCUCAGGGCAUUAGAGCUGGCGCAGGCGAAGGCGCGAGCGGACAUGCUGGCCGCCUGUCUACCUGAUCACUUCAUGUCUAAUGCUGGUGAUCACGACGCGAUAUUGCUUAUUCUGUUAUUACAACGUUUGAAUACAAAAGCUGAUAUAAUUUUGGGACAAAUACGUGAGAAGUUCCCAGCAGUGAACGUGUGGGACAGAGAAGUGAUAACAAAGACGCAUACAGCAGUCCAGUACAGCUUCAGAUGUCAACUGGAAUACCAGUUGCAUAUGAUACAGUGUUUAGUCAGCAUGUGGUCAGGAGCACUGGAGACGUGUAGUCCGGAAGUACUGCUGCGUGCUGCUGGUGCGCUGCCGGACGCGGCUGCGCAGGAGCGAGCACUGGAUGCACUGACUUCACUGCUCAGGACCAAUGAACUGGAUGAGAACUGCGCUCUAGAUGGAGUGGAGCGUUGCUGGUCGUACUUAGCAGCGAUGUGGUCAGGACUUGGUAUGGGAAGUAGUGCGGCGAGGGAGCCAGUGUUACGUGUGUGUAGCGCACUGGAUUCACUGGCACGGGCAUUACAUGCGGAUGCCAGUGCACUGUCGCAUGUAUUACAGUCGACAGAUAAGCAACACGAGCUGGGUCAACUACACGAAUUGAUACAGAACAGCAGCUCCGCUCUGCAGCAGCAGCUGAAGAGUGUCAGACGACGAUUACCUCCUGGUGCCAGACUGGAUAAUGUACCAUUGGACCUACAGUUAGUAGAACGUCUGCGUAGUGAUUGUGCGACGACAUUAUGGAGGUGCAGUCGUGCGGUUGCGCUCGCAGCUCGUGCUGCCGCCGCGUGCGCCGCUACAGCUGGAGACCGCGGGGAGGGAGCGCCGCUCACAGCACACGCUCUCUCUGCUGUAUGGGCAGCAGCCACUGACAAGAUGUAUCAACAGGAUGACCACGGUCCAGUUCGUACGAUACGUCACGCGCUCAACGCGGUGUCAUCAGAUGUCAACAAAUUGGCAGCAUUCACACAGGACAAUGAAUACGAUAUGAUGUCACUCACCAAUGUACAACAAGAUAAGCCGACUCCACCAGUGGUACUGCGUGCUCAGUUAGUCAAGAAGCAAUUAGAAGAGACGAAGACCCUCACCAUCAAGUUGGAGAACAAAGAGGCUGAUAUUAAAGAACUCAAGAAAGCGCUUAAGGCUAAACAAGAGGAACUAUCAGAGAUGCAGAUACGUCGCGAGCUGGGUGAGCGCAAGCUGUCAGCUGCAGCCAGCGCGGCUGAGCUGCGCGCGGAGCAGCUGCAGCGGAAGCUGGAUGAUGCUCAUAAUCAACUCAAGAGGAAGGAGAAAGAGUUUGAAGAGACAAUGGAUCAUUUGCAACAAGACAUCGAGUCUCUGGAGAGUGAGAGAGGCGCGUUACGUGAUAAAUUGAAGUUGUACGCGAAACGUGGUGGUGCACAUCAUGCUGCGGUGUCCCCACCAGCCUCACUGCGGGAGUUCGCACCGACUGUCACAACUCCGCCCGCGCCGAAAGAGGACAAACAGGAGACACCAGUGAAGGUGGCUCCAGGGUACGCGGCUGAUGAAGUCAACGAGGCCCUGCAGAGACAGAUCAAAGUACUCAACUGGACAAUUGAACGUGAACGCGCAGCUCGUUUAGCUGCGUGCAAGCGUGCUGAACGUAGUACAGUGCGAGCGUUACGUCCGCUUUACAACCCGGACUCAGCAGCGGCUGUUGCGAGGAGACAGGCCGUGCACAACUUGGAGAGACGACUCCAACAGUUGCAAUCGGAAUGGACUCUAUCAAUAGCCCGGUCUGGUCUGAUCAAGUUACCAGAGAAGAUGGUCGACUAUCCCAAAGUGGUGCAGCAACAUAAAGAGAGACAACGAGAGAUUAGGCGGCAACUUGAGGAGCGUUUAGCAUCUCUACAAUUGGAGGCACGCAACCUACUCUUACUGUACAGACCGUGGCGUUGCGUUGAAGCGGACUUUGCUGAGUUCCCAACCACAGAACUCGCUGCAGCAAUGAAUCCAAAGACGGUAGAUGUUGGUACACUCAAGUUCCCGGCGUCUGAUGAUUUUAAAGCUGACACAGUUUAUGUCACACCUACACAGCUCGCUGAAUUACGUGAGCUGGUAACUGAGUUACAAUCAGAAGAUGUUAAAGUGGAAUUAGAUUUAAAGUUAGAAGGAUGUGCGGCUUAAAGCAAAUUGUAUCUUAUAGAUAUUGAAAUAAGGUGCAAUAUGUACGAAUGUUUACG